UCUGCCACCUUGCCCCCUCAGCCCUCGCUGUUGGCUUCUGCUGUUGGUCGUGCCGUGCUGGGGUUCAAUGGCUGAGAAACAGAUCAGCCUUCCCGCCAAGCUCAUCAAUGGUGGCAUUGCGGGCCUCAUUGGGGUCACCUGCGUGUUCCCCAUUGACCUGGCCAAGACGCGGCUGCAGAACCAGCAGAAUGGCCAGCGCAUGUAUGCCAGCAUGUCCGACUGCCUCAUCAAGACCAUUCGGUCCGAGGGCUACUUCGGGAUGUACCGGGGGGCCGCCGUGAACCUGACCUUGGUCACCCCCGAGAAGGCUAUCAAACUGGCAGCCAACGACUUCUUCCGAUACCAGCUCUCCAAGGAUGGGCAGCCGCUGACCCUGCCCAAGGAGAUGCUGGCCGGCUGUGGGGCGGGCACGUGCCAGGUGAUAGUGACCACGCCCAUGGAGAUGCUGAAGAUCCAGCUACAGGAUGCGGGGCGCAUUGCCGCUCAGAGGAAGAUCCUGGCUGCCCAGGCCCAGCUCUCGGCCCAGGGUGGCGUCCAGCCCUCAGUGGAGGCCCCCGCUGCGCCCCGGCCCACGGCUGUCCAGCUGACCCGGGACCUGCUGCGGAGCCACGGCAUCGCUGGCCUCUACAAGGGCCUGGGGGCCACGCUGCUCAGGGACGUCCCCUUCUCCAUUGUCUACUUCCCCCUCUUUGCCAACCUGAACCAGCUGGGGUGCCCGGCGGGUGAGGAGAAGUCGCCCUUCUACGUGUCCUUCCUGGCCGGCUGCGUGGCUGGCAGCGCGGCCGCGGUGGCCGUCAACCCCUGUGAUGUGGUAAAGACGCGUCUACAGUCGCUGCAGCGUGGGGUGAAUGAGGACACCUACUCGGGCAUCGUGGACUGUGCCAGGAAGAUCUGGCAGCACGAGGGCCCAACGGCCUUCCUCAAGGGUGCCUACUGCCGCGCCCUGGUCAUCGCGCCGCUGUUUGGCAUUGCGCAGGUGGUCUACUUCCUGGGCAUUGCGGAGUCCCUCCUGGGGCUGCUGCCGGCCCGCCAGGCCUGAGCCGGACCAUGCAGCGGCCAGCCCAGGGAGUACCCCCACCCUGGGGGUGAGUGGUGCAGGGUCCACGCGGGUGGCACUCCCACGAGCCUCGCCUGCCCAGGCAUAGGGACCAGCGUCCUAUUUAUGUAGAAAAAUGUGGAAAUCUUGACAUUCCUCCGGCCAGCCCUGCCCCAGUCGUGUCUGGCUCGCCGCCCCAGGGACAGAGCUGGUCUCUGCUGGGGCUCCCGCCGGGGCUGUGCCAGGUGGCUCAGCCAAUCGGCUCUCAUCUCUGAGGUCCUCGUGACCCUUCAGGGGACCGGCACAAACCUAUUUAUUGAACCUGCUGCGCCCAUCCCCGUCCGUCUGUCCGUCCACCUU
This is a messenger RNA of Ochotona princeps (American pika), 1396 nucleotides long. Its product is annotated as mitochondrial glutamate carrier 1. Gene Ontology annotation, molecular function: L-glutamate transmembrane transporter activity; L-aspartate transmembrane transporter activity. Gene Ontology annotation, biological process: malate-aspartate shuttle; aspartate transmembrane transport; L-glutamate transmembrane transport. The transcript is spliced from 9 exons. The record is from RefSeq and is a predicted model, not a curated record. NCBI's taxonomy places the organism in Eukaryota, Metazoa, Chordata, Mammalia, Lagomorpha, Ochotonidae. Bases 68 to 1039 code for a protein of 323 amino acids.